GUUUUGAGUUUUUAUAUGACCGGCUUUUCAAACAAAACUAAGAAUCGCUGAUUGAGCAUAUCGUGCCCUUGCGAAUUUACUGUGUGCAAUCUUAAUUGGAUGUGAAUAAUAGUGCAGAAAAGCCGUAAAUUGUACGAAUUGGAAUUUUUUUAAAACUAAAGUAUGACUUCUCGAUUCGUUAAUUUUGUUGUUGUUUCUUUUAAUUUUGUUUCAAGUUUACUACGCUAGAGGCGGUUCCAGUUAAAAGAAAUUUUCCUUAAAGUAUAUAUUCACUUUCGUCAUUUAUUUGUACAUAAUAAUUACGCAUCAGUACACAUGAUAUACGGCCACCAGGGCCUCUACGACAUUUCUGCUGUAAUUGAUUUUAUAGUGGAACCGGUGAUAAAAUUAUUUGAAUCAUGACUGCUCUCCUAUCGCGUAAUUUUUGUUAUUCAAUAUUCGGCCGAACUGUAAAUACGUUUCGAACGUGCAAAUCGAAAUCAAUUUUUACGAAAGCGCAGCGCGGUUUUUCUCUUCAAUCCUGUGAUUAUUUACAACUGAAUACUACUAUGGCCGACAAGAAACAUUUUGUUCUUCCGAACACGCAACCAAUAGCUGAAUUGGAAUGCAAGCAAGCGUUUGGGAAUCUGACCGAUAAGGAGAAGUUGUAUGCACAUUAUUUGAGCAAGGCGUCGUGGUACGGUGGAUUAAUUACAACGGUUCAAUCAAGUCCCGAGUCACCAUUGAUUUUCUCAUUGUUGCAUCGAAUUUUCCACGCAGAAUCGAUUGAUGAGUUAAAAAUCAAGGUCUUAGCGGCUCAAGUGUCCGAAGAUGAUUUCACGGCCUUUUUGGUAUAUGCUUGCGGUUUCUUCUCAAAUGCCGGUAACUACAAGGGCAUGGGUGAUUCGAAAAUUGUGCCCAAUUUGGACGAGGCCCAAUUUCAGAAAAUCGUGUUCGCCAGCAAAGCCUAUCAAAACGGACAGACAAAGAUUGAAUCGUUAUGGAAACGUUGCCGAAACGGAAUUUUCGUACUAAAUGAUCGCACAAAAAAUCUUGGCUUGUGUCCUGAGGGCGUUACAACGUAUUUCUCGGAUAACUGCACGGUCGAUGAUUCAGAUUUGGUAAACGAGUGGAUGAAACUGAAAAAAUUGGAAGGAUACAUUUGCCGUACGUUCAAAACGAUCGACGGUGGUGUGACCACCUAUGACAUCAAAUUGGCAUCGGUUAAUGAUGGUGAUCGGGCCGGUAUUACCAUUCCUCCGGAACAAUACAAGGGUUGUACGUUUAAGACAACGCGAGGCGAUUACUUUAAGCUGCUAAAAUUGGUCAACGAUAAUUUGAGUGUCGCACAGAAAUAUGUAAGUAACAACAACCAGCGUGAGAUGUUGGUCCAUUACAUCAACAGUUUUACCGAUGGAAGUUUGGAAGAGCACAAAGAAGGUUCACGAUGGUGGAUCAAGGAUAAGGGACCGGUUAUCGAAACAUACAUUGGCUUCAUCGAAACGUACCGUGAUCCAUCUGGCGUCCGCGGUGAAUUCGAAGGUUUUGUAGCAAUGGUAAAUAAGGAAAUGUCAGCUAAAUUUGGUGUGCUGGUCGAAAAUGCUGAACAUUUGAUAACGUUACUGCCAUGGGGAAAGGAUUACGAAAAGAACUACUAUUUGAAGCCGGACUUUACUUCGCUGGAAGUUGUCACAUUUGCUGGAAGUGGCGUUCCUGCCGGCAUUAACAUCCCGAAUUAUGACGAGAUUCGCCAGGACGAGGGAUUCAAGAACGUUUCACUGGGAAAUGUGUUGAGCGUCCGUAAUCAAUCCGAGGUCAUACCGUUCCUAUCCACCGAAGAUCAAGAGCUGCUGAAGAAAUACAAAUGUGCUUCGUUCGAGGUGCAAGUCGGUCUGCACGAACUUCUUGGCCAUGGAAGUGGAAAGCUGUUCCGCAAGGAAGAAAAUGGAACGUUCAAUUUCGAUCAGUCCAGCGUCAUCAAUCCAUUAACCGGUAAACCUGUCGAACAUUGGUACGAAGCUGGCGACAAUUACGACUCAAAAUUCGGUCGCAUCGGUUCAUCGUACGAAGAAUGUCGAGCGGAAGUCGUCGGUCUCUAUUUAAGUCUGAAUCGAGAUAUCCUGCGCAUCUUCGGACACAAUGACGAAGCGGAAAUGGACAAUAUCAUUUAUGUAAAUUGGUUGCAGUUGAUUUGGGCGGGCAUGGGCGCAGCUAUGGAAUUGUACAAUCCAACAACAAAGGCCUGGUUACAGGCACAUAUGCAAGCCCGUUUUGUUAUCAUGAAAGUGUUACUGGAAGCUGGUCAAGGUCUCGUAACGGUCGAAGAAACGGAACCUGGCAAAAAUUUGCGCCUUACAUUCGAUCGCACAAAAAUCGAAACUGUGGGAAAAGAAGCCUUAAAACAAUUUCUGUUGAAACUGCAAGUGUACAAGUCGACUGGAGACAUAAAGGCAGCAACCGAAAUGUAUAAUCAUUACUCGGAAGUGAGUGAAGGCGGAACACACCCAUGGGCCAAAUGGCGUGAUAUUGUUUUGAUGCAUAAGAGACCGCGCGUCAUUCUACUUCAAUCCAAUACGGUGGUCGAAGGUGAAUCAGUCGCAUUGCAAACUUAUGAGCCAAACUUUAAUGGCUACAUUAAGUCUUGGGUCGAUCGUUUUCCCGAUGUGGCUGUAAAUGAUCUUCUAGAGGAAAUAUGGGAGCACGAUAAAGUCUACUAUCCCGACUUGAUUGGUCAAAAGUGAAUAAACAAAAUAUCAAAGCGUCCACAGUGGGUUUGACAUUUUUUUUACGCAGUCGUGUAACCCAGUUUAAUUCAAUUCGUUUCGAGUAUUGUAUUUUCCUUUUGCUAUAUUUUUGAUUGACUUUGUUAUCAGAUAAUUCUAUUAUCUUCCAAUGAAAUAAUAAAAACAUUUAUACGGCAUCUAGAA
This is a messenger RNA of Bradysia coprophila, 2906 nucleotides long. RefSeq names its product dipeptidyl peptidase 3 (gene DppIII). Gene Ontology annotation, biological process: proteolysis. Gene Ontology annotation, molecular function: dipeptidyl-peptidase activity; metalloexopeptidase activity. Gene Ontology annotation, cellular component: cytoplasm. Lineage: Eukaryota; Metazoa; Arthropoda; Insecta; Diptera; Sciaridae. The record is from RefSeq and is a predicted model, not a curated record.